Molecule: messenger RNA, 851 nt
Organism: Glycine soja
Lineage: Eukaryota; Viridiplantae; Streptophyta; Magnoliopsida; Fabales; Fabaceae
Product: NAD(P)H-quinone oxidoreductase subunit U, chloroplastic-like
Exons: 5
Coding region: 75-722 (215 amino acids)
Cellular component (GO): chloroplast thylakoid membrane; NAD(P)H dehydrogenase complex (plastoquinone); chloroplast
Source: RefSeq, a predicted model, not a curated record
CCACCAUGCAUGUAUGAUUUGAUAACAAUAGAUUAAUACCAUAGCCCAAGUGCGUGGCACAGAAAGGUGAAGCAAUGGCUGUGUCCUCCACCACUGCCACAGUAUGUAUUCCUGCUAAGAACAUUCCAACCAAUCAAGCACCAAAAAUUGGAUUCUCAAGUACCAUCGCCUUUGCUGCGAAACCGCGAAGAAGAUUAUUACGCAUCAGAAGCUCCUCAGCCGAAACAUCUGGCACAGAGGUAGAUUCAGAGACUUCCAUUGAAGUUCCAGAAGAAACAUCAUCACUCAUUUCUGCUCUUAACGUCGAAAAGAUUCUCCGUGGCUUACCAAUUACAGAUGCAGAUCAUUAUGGUAGGCUAGGUAUUCCAAGAGGAUGUCCCUUUGACUUGGUGGGGGGUGCAUAUAAUAUCAAGGUUCAAGAAUUGAAGAGUCAGAAUUUAGAGGAGGAUGAACUUGAGAAGAAAUUGGAACUUCUCAAAGAAUCAUACACCAUCCUGUCAUCGGAGGAAGAAAGAAGAAUAUAUGACUGGAGCUUGGCCAGAGCAGAAAAUACAGACAAAUUCGUUUGGCCGUUCGAGGUUGACAUAACACAGUCAAAAAUUUCAAAAGAAGAUCCUCCACAACUGGACCCCGAGGAUGUCGGACCAACGAGAGUGGUUGGGUAUUUCUUAUUGGGAUGGAUAAUGCUAUCUAUUGUGUUAUCUAUUGCACUAAACUUGUAAAGAGAAAGACCAAUUCUACAAUGUUUUAAGUGAGUUUGGAGUAUGGAUUUUUUUUCCUUUUAUAUGAUAUGAAAGGUAAUUUUUGUUUUUAUCCAUUUUUGUGCAUUUGAAGAUAAAACUCAUUUUAUA